UCCCGACAGGGCCCUAACCUGAUUAUUAAUCAGCCCGACGAGCUGCUGGACAGCAUGUCCGAGUGGUGCAAGGAGCAUCACGGGAAGUCUGGCCUUACUAAGGCUGUGAAGGAGAGUAAAAUUUCCUUGCAGCAGGCAGAGUACGAGUUUCUGUCCUUUGUACGACAACAGACACCCCCGGGUCUCUGUCCCCUUGCAGGUAACUCUGUUCAUGCAGAUAAGAAAUUUCUUGACAAAUACAUGCCUCAGUUCAUGAGGCAUCUUCAUUACAGGAUCAUUGAUGUGAGCACUGUCAAAGAACUUUGCAGACGCUGGUAUCCGGAAGAAUACGAGUUUGCACCAAAGAAGGCGGCUUCUCACAGAGCACUCGAUGACAUCAGGGAAAGCAUCAAAGAACUUCAGUUCUACAGAGAUAGCAUCUUCAAGAGGAAAACGGAUGAAAAGAAAAGGAAACUAAUAGAGAACGGAGAAAGCGAUAAAACCGCCAGCUGAUUUCUCCUCUUACCACGCCAUCCCGCGGCACGUACUAGAUGUGUCUCCUGGUUCUUUUCUGUUUGCCACUCUCGAGAAGCUGCGCCCUUCAGUUACCUCGUUUCUUAACAGCUGUUGAAAUGCAGAUGGAAGCCCGAGUUACUGCUUCUUUUCUGUUUGAGCAAGGAAUCGACACGCUCGAGUCUCAGCAGCUUCCUUGUUUGUAUGUACUAGGUAAAACACGCUGUUUGAUACUCCUCUUCGUCUGGUUUUAGAUGCAGCCUUUCACUAUACAAUAAAAUCAGUUCUGUUGAA
This is a messenger RNA of Fulmarus glacialis (Northern fulmar), 786 nucleotides long. It is a transcript of the gene REXO2, whose product is annotated as RNA exonuclease 2. The record is from RefSeq and is a predicted model, not a curated record. Gene Ontology annotation, cellular component: mitochondrion. The transcript has 5 exons. Gene Ontology annotation, molecular function: 3'-5'-RNA exonuclease activity; nucleic acid binding. The annotation marks the transcript as partial. NCBI's taxonomy places the organism in Eukaryota, Metazoa, Chordata, Aves, Procellariiformes, Procellariidae.